Messenger RNA from Synchiropus splendidus (mandarinfish), 1886 nucleotides. It is a transcript of the gene ublcp1, whose product is annotated as ubiquitin-like domain containing CTD phosphatase 1. Gene Ontology annotation, cellular component: nucleus. Gene Ontology annotation, biological process: protein dephosphorylation. The transcript has 11 exons. Gene Ontology annotation, molecular function: protein binding; protein serine/threonine phosphatase activity. Bases 208 to 1167 code for a protein of 319 amino acids. Lineage: Eukaryota; Metazoa; Chordata; Actinopteri; Syngnathiformes; Callionymidae. The record is from RefSeq and is a predicted model, not a curated record.
GUUCUAUUACGCCACUUCCGGCCCAUUUGGAAUCCCAGGAAGAAGAGUGCAGCGGCUCCCUAUGAAUGAAACUAUACCACUCAACAUCGUUGAUUUGACUUCAUGUGGGACAUUCCUUUUUGCAUCUACACAUCUAUAAGUUAAUAAAGAAUCUCAGGUUUACAUGUGACCGGAGCCUGGGAUCCCUGCUCGUGUGAAGCCUGAACCAUGUCAGUGUCCGUGAUCAUCAAGUGGGGCGGCCAGGAGUACUCCAUCAGCUCUCUGUCGGAGGAGGACACGAUCAAGGACCUGAAGCAGUCCAUCAAGACCUUGACAGGAGUGCUGCCCGAGAGACAGAAACUCCUGGGACUCAAAGUCAAAGGUAAACCAGCUGAGGACGAGGUGAAACUGGGCUCACUGAAGCUGAAGCCUAACACCAAGAUCAUGAUGAUGGGAACCAGGGAGGAGAGCCUGGAAGAUGUGCUGGCUCCGCCUCCUGAGAAUGAUGAUGUCAUCAAUGAUUUUGACAUCGAGGAGGAGGUCAUCGAAGUGGAGAACAGGGAGGAGAACCUGGCGAAAAUCGCCCGCAGAGUCAAAGACUAUAAGGUGGAGGAGCUCAACCCUCCCAGAGAAGGCAAGAGGCUUUUAGUGCUGGAUGUGGACUACACACUGUUCGAUCACAAGUCAUGUGCCGAGACAGGUUUGGAGUUGAUGCGGCCGUAUCUUCACGAGUUCCUGACGUCAGCCUACGAGGACUAUGACAUUGUGAUCUGGUCUGCCACAAGCAUGAAGUGGAUCGAUGCUAAAAUGAAGGAACUGGGAGUGACGGACAACCCCAACUACAAGAUAACGUUCAUGCUGGACAGUGCAGCCAUGAUCACCGUCCACACCCCGAAACGAGGGGUUGUCGAGGUCAAGCCCCUGGGUGUGAUAUGGGGGAAGUACGAGGAGUUUUACAGCAGGAAAAACACCAUCAUGUUCGACGACAUCGGCCGGAACUUCCUCAUGAACCCACAGAACGGACUGAAGAUCCGGCCCUUCAUGAAGGCGCACCUGAACAGAGAGAAGGACCGGGAACUGUACAAACUGGCUCAGUACCUGAAGGAGAUCGCCAAGCUUGAAGACUUCACUGGACUAAACCACAAACACUGGGAGAGGUUCCUCUCUAAACGACAGCAGCACCACUGAUAGGACUCACCCGCUCCGUCGUCCGGACGCUUGGAUCCAGCCGGGACUUCCUCACGUCUAAAAGUGAAAAACAAGGCCUUCGAUAUCAACAUUCAAGCAAAAACCUGAGGACUGCGAUCCUGUUUUCUACACGCCGUUACACGUCCCUUUGUGUUUGUUAGGAUUUUAUUUCAGCUUCUAGAACUGACAGAAGAAGUGCAGCGAGGUGAUCGGCUCAGGCUGACCAGGCUUCGAGUCAUGUUGGAAAUAUGGCAGCUUUGGUCGUCGUAGUUUCACACAUCCUAAAUAUGCAACACUCUCAGACGCUGGGACAUUGAUACCAAGCUGCUGCCCAACAAUCCCUCUGAAACCUAAAGACCGGCAGAUGAUUUUCAAUAUCAUAUCAAGUAUUUAUUUCAUCUGGUUUUGAUGAAAAAUAUCUGGAAACAUUUCCUGUCCUUUUCUAAGCAAUGGAAAGCUGAUGGUUUUGAUUUUAUGCCGAGCUCAUCAAUUCUGGAAACCUGUUUGUUGUCGACUGCCUGGCGACAUGCAUUUGUGUUUACAUCUUUUUAAAUUAUGGAUGAUGUAAGGGGAAGUGCGGGGGACCCCGAACGCACCACAGUAGUAAACCGGAGCACUCAUGAGGAUGUUGCCACUUCCUGUUUUCUGGUACCUCCAUUUCUCGUGUUAGCGUUUGUUCCCCUCAGAAUGUGGUUGUACAUAUGACAAUAAACCCUCUU